Molecule: messenger RNA, 2986 nt
Organism: Pan troglodytes (chimpanzee)
Lineage: Eukaryota; Metazoa; Chordata; Mammalia; Primates; Hominidae
Gene: GPR137B
Product: G protein-coupled receptor 137B
Exons: 7
Coding region: 114-1253 (379 amino acids)
Biological process (GO): negative regulation of bone resorption; negative regulation of osteoclast differentiation; positive regulation of TORC1 signaling
Cellular component (GO): lysosomal membrane
Source: RefSeq, a predicted model, not a curated record
AUGUGGUGCCGGGGGAGGAAGUGCGGCUUGUUUUCUUUCCUCCAGUCUCGGGGCUGCAGGCUGAGCGCGAUGCGCGGAGACCCCCGCGGGGGCGGCGGCGGCCGUGAGCCCCGAUGAGGCCCGAGCGUCCCCGGCCGCGCGGCAGCGCCCCCGGCCCGAUGGAGACCCCGCCGUGGGACCCAGCCCGCAACGACUCGCUGCCGCCCACGCUGACCCCGGCCGUGCCCCCCUACGUGAAGCUUGGCCUCACCGUCGUCUACACCGUGUUCUACGCGCUGCUCUUCGUGUUCAUCUACGUGCAGCUCUGGCUGGUGCUGCGUUACCGCCACAAGCGGCUCAGCUACCAGAGCGUCUUCCUCUUUCUCUGCCUCUUCUGGGCCUCCCUGCGGACCGUCCUCUUCUCCUUCUACUUCAAAGACUUCGUGGCGGCCAAUUCGCUCAGCCCCUUCGUCUUCUGGCUGCUCUACUGCUUCCCUGUGUGCCUGCAGUUUUUCACCCUCACGCUGAUGAACUUGUACUUCACGCAGGUGAUUUUCAAAGCCAAGUCAAAAUAUUCUCCAGAAUUACUCAAAUACCGGUUGCCCCUCUACCUGGCCUCCCUCUUCAUCAGCCUUGUUUUCCUGUUGGUGAAUUUAACCUGUGCUGUGCUGGUAAAGACGGGAAAUUGGGAGAGGAAGGUUAUCGUCUCUGUGCGAGUGGCCAUUAAUGACACGCUCUUCGUGCUGUGUGCCGUCUCUCUCUCCAUCUGUCUCUACAAAAUCUCUAAGAUGUCCUUAGCCAACAUUUACUUGGAGUCCAAGGGCUCCUCCGUGUGUCAAGUGACUGCCAUCGGUGUCACCGUGAUACUGCUUUACACCUCUCGGGCCUGCUACAACCUGUUCAUCCUGUCAUUUUCUCAGAACAAGAGCGUCCAUUCCUUUGAUUAUGACUGGUACAAUGUAUCAGACCAGGCAGAUUUGAAGAAUCAGCUGGGAGAUGCUGGAUACGUAUUAUUUGGAGUGGUGUUAUUUGUUUGGGAACUCUUACCUACCACCUUAGUCGUUUAUUUCUUCCGAGUUAGAAAUCCUACAAAGGACCUUACCAACCCUGGAAUGGUCCCCAGCCAUGGAUUCAGUCCCAGAUCUUAUUUCUUUGACAACCCUCGAAGAUAUGACAGUGAUGAUGACCUUGCCUGGAACAUUGCCCCUCAGGGACUUCAGGGAGGGGACAGAAGUACUGAAGAAAAGCUGGGAGAAUACAUGCUUUCUCAGUGAUCGGGGAGCAGAGAAAUCCUGGUCAGAUAGGAUAAAAGAUUGUCUGUCGCUGAGAAAAAAGAAGAAAGCUGCCCAAUCUGCUGAGCCAGCAGAUGUAAAGAAUGUAAGCUGGAAGCAAGCCAACAAACAAGAAGGACUUCUUGAAGUCAAAAGCUGUCCUUUGGGUCACUCAGAUUUUGAGCUCCACCUCUUCCCUAAAACUGUUCUUUUCCAGUUACCCCACUGCAUCUCCUAUUAGUUUUUUUUCCCCUUUAAACCCAUAUUCUGCUAGAGCUGUCCUACCCUCUCACCUGCCAGAAAUGACUUAGAGCUGAGGGAGUCCUCACUACCUAUAUUGUGAAGAGAAGACCCCCUUUCUACUACAUAGAGGAACAUAAUUAUAAUGAAAAUGACUUACGUGUAUUGAGAAUUAACUAUAUAUUAGAUACUGUUCUAAGCACUUUACAGAUGUUAACUCAGUCCCCACAAUAGGCCCACGACGUAGUUACUAAUAUUACUCCCAUUCUAAGAUGAGGAAAUUGAGGCAUAGAAGUUAUUUGUCCAAAGACACCACCACAGGUUGUGAGCUGUACUCCAUGUUAGGAUUCAGAUGCAGUUUGUUGCUGAAAACAUUUCCUAUGCAUAGUGACUGGCUGGGUUCUCUAGUCAUGCUGUAUACUCUGUGCUCUAAAGAGGUCAGUAGAGUUGUCUGUGGGCAUUUCAGCCCUGUGUGUAGCAUGGUUUUGUGGGAAAAUGGACUUUAAGAGCCAUUUAAAAGAACUUUAGAGUUAUCUAUAGUUUACACAAAAAUCUCAGCUCUGUCUACCUAAACUAGACUAUGUCAUACAUACUAUAUAAUGUUUCAAGUCACUGAAAUAUUUUUUUCUUUUUAAGUUUUGCUCCAGAUUACUAUGAUUGGGGACAACAAACUAACAGCUUCCUGGCACAAGCAGGAACUUUGCAAGACUCAACUUUGGAUCCUGACAAACCAAGCCUUGGGUAGCAUCAGUUAACAGUUUUAUGGACGAUUCCUCAGAUGAAAAGCUUCAGAAAAGCAUAGUGACAGCUGAAUUUUUAGGGCACUUUUCCUUAAGAAAUAGAACUUGAUUUUUAUUUGUUACAGGUUUCCAAUGGCCCCAUAGGACUAAGCAAUAAUGUAGACUGAUAAACCCUUAUUUUAGUACUAAAGAGGGAGCCUUGCUAUUUCAGUGGGUAUAAUUUAAACUUUUUAAAGAAAAUCUGUACUUUUAUAAAGAUGUAUUUUGUAUAACUUAAAUAAUAAUGCUAAAGUAUACUAGGGUUUUUUUUUCUUGAGAAUGUUACUGCAAUUAUGUUGUAGUUUGCACAGACUUUUAUGCAUAAUUCACUUUAAAAAUAUAGAAUAUAUGGUCUAAUAGUUUUUUAAAGCUUUUGGACUAAAGUAUUCCACAAAUCUUACCUCUUUAGGUCACUGAUGGUCACUCCGAUUCUGAGUGCCACAUUGGUAGACUCCUAAAAUACAGUUGACAACUUAGCCAAUUGCAACUCCAGUGUUGAUAAUUAAAAUGAAAUGGUAAAGCAGCAGACUGUAAGGUCUUUAGAGAUUUUUUUUUUAAGGUUCAGGCCGUAGGUUCCUCAAGGAAUCUCUUAAGUUUUGCCCAAAGACUGGUACUUCCUUUCAGUAGGGCGCUAAUGUAUACACAUUAAUGAUAAGUUGAUAACAUUAAAAAUGUAGCUGACUUAUCCUAUUAAACCUCCUCUGCUAUGUUCACAGA